AUGAGAUCGUCUUGCCUUCACGAUCCAGCGGAAUACGUCUCCAAAGCAAAACAUCGAUGGGCUGGUCAUAUAAUGAGGACAGACAACAGAUGGACACUAAGGGGUUUAAAACGGAUCCCUCACGAAGCAAAACGUCGCCACCGACCAGAUGAGCUAACUCUCGUUGCACGGAUGGACCAGUUGAAAUCUCAGCUGAUAAGAAAUAAUGAUCGUCGUGAACAUCGCUGUGGUAAUGCAAUGCCAGCAUCGUGGAUGACGCUAGCGAGAAGCAGAAACGGAUGGAGAAAUUGCUGUGGUCUGACAAGUGAAGACGCGGUUUAA
This is a messenger RNA of Strongylus vulgaris, 321 nucleotides long. Lineage: Eukaryota; Metazoa; Nematoda; Chromadorea; Rhabditida; Strongylidae. The record is from the annotation of a GenBank genome assembly.